Molecule: messenger RNA, 1173 nt
Organism: Penicillium antarcticum
Lineage: Eukaryota; Fungi; Ascomycota; Eurotiomycetes; Eurotiales; Aspergillaceae
Product: Zn(II)2Cys6 transcription factor domain-containing protein
Exons: 3
Coding region: 1-1173 (390 amino acids)
Biological process (GO): regulation of DNA-templated transcription
Molecular function (GO): zinc ion binding; DNA-binding transcription factor activity, RNA polymerase II-specific
Source: RefSeq, a predicted model, not a curated record
AUGUUCGGCACUAUCCGAUACGACAAGGACACUGAUAGUCGUGAGCAUGUGGAGCUCCAAAGAGCCGAUGGGAUUGAGGCCAGAGGUUAUACCCCGAUUGCCUGUGACCGCUGUCGUUCGCGAAAGCUAAAAUGUAGCGGUGACAAAGAUGGCUGUGGAAGAUGCCAGACUGCCUCAGUUGCCUGCACUUAUCGAGAUGUCUUGUCGAACAAGGACAGCAGGAAAAUGUCUAAACGGGUGUGCACUUCGAACAACCAGUUGCCUAUUCCGAGCCCACGUCGCGCGUCCAGCCGCAGCCAACCGCAGCCCUUGAGCACAGAGGUGGACCGAGAGCGUACGCGAAGUACGUCGGACUCUGAGCCGUUAAAUUGGCUAUCCUCCUCCUCCGAUGCAUUUACGGAAUCACCCAACACGUGGGAUAUAUCAUGUGGGAUGUCUGGGGUUCCAGAAAGCAAUGAUCCCUCCUCGACAGACGUGGAAAAUAUCUUUGACGCAGUCCUCGAUACGCAGGCGGCCUACCACCAUACAAACGUCCCGUCUCAGCAGGCCUUUCUUAACGGAAAUACUCCAGAGAAACGGGCAGGACGGACCUCGCUGCCAGGAGGUAAUCUGUUAUCCACUGUUGGCGCUGGCAAGAGGAUUCUCUCAAAAUGUGAAUGCCUCAGCGAUGUGGCUAGAUUCCUAGAAAUCAUUGGCGUAGAAUCGACAGAAGCGAGAGCUGACAUGCUCCUAAUGUGCGUGAGUCGAGGGAUGCGGAUCUGUGGGGAGGCGCUUCGAUGCUCAGACUGUAGUGUUCGUGGGGACAACGGCAUGUUCCUGGCCGUUGUCUUACAACAGCUCGUGACAUUGACACGUACGGCAUCAGACAAGCUUUUGGCUUGGACUCGCGAAAAUAGGAACUGCCAGGGAUCCGCUGCCGAGAUCCACAGUCCCACCGUUUGGCUCGACCAGUACAAAAUCGAAAUGCCGGAUCUCAAGGCCCCGCUUAUUCGUCACGUCGUUUUGUUGCACUUGUUCAGUUUACGAGAUCUAUCGAAUGGCAUCAAGGAUAAAGUUAGACCAAACAGUUUGGCGGGGCACCUGAUUACGGAUUGCGAAAGCAAUAUUGUUGAUGCACUCGAGACAAUUCAAGACAAGGCAUCGCAUUCGAUGCCUAUGAGUUCUGCGUUUUAG